UAUCAAAAUUUCCUCAGUGUAGAUAGUUAACUGAUGGUGCCUGAGGAUAAACCUUAUAACCCAUAUCCUUACGAUGGGACUGAUGAUUUAAGAUUCUACACAAAAAGUGGGCUUUUAGGAGCAUGGAAAGCUCGGGCCUCCCAAUAUGCAAAAGAAAUGGAUCCUUGGAGCACAUACAAUUCAGUAGAUAAAAACAAAUUAUCCUGGACCUGGAGGAAUGUGUGGGACGACCCCAUGGGAACGUUCAUUGGUAGAGAUGUGCUUACAGAGGAAGAGAUCGAAACACGGCUUAUGUGGAAAGACAAGGAGGAAGUUUCUGUGUUUGUAAAGAAAGAGUCGGACUACAUGCGUAUCCUGCCGACGGAUGGUGAAGAAGUGGGAGGCAGUGCCAUGUACCACUCAAAUAUGUUGGAGAAGAAGAUAGUGCAUGCGCGCAUUCUCAACACAUUCCAGGAGCCGUUCGAGGUGGAGGACGAGAAUCACUACGAGCGCAGAGUUCAGUUUGACUUGAACCACCUUUUGCACCGUGCUACAUUCGGACUCUACAAGUACGACCCUUACGAGUGUAAAUCUGUUGCUCCUGGAAGGACCGGUUACCCGGGAGGUAACAUGGUAAAAGAGAAGCCAGUAUCUGGCCCCAACAUACGAGGGAGGUAUGCGCGGGACCUGCGCGGCGACAAGGACGUGCUCUACGAAUUCACCAACACCAGCGAAAUGAGUCACCUGGGCUCCGAUCUCGGCUCCAUGGGUCACGCCAACGCGGAAGGAAAGUUACAGAUCAAGAACAAAUUCUUGUACCAGGAAACUUUAGAUUGAGUCAUGGUGCUGUGACGAUAGCUUGAAGGAUUUCAUUAAAUUAUUAAAGAUAAAGUUCUCCUAAAUGGAUGUGCAGCUGUACUUUGUGUAGUUAGUAGAACGAUGCAUCUUUCAGGGAACAGUCUCACCUUUAUAUUUGCAUUGGGGACUCAACAUUUAAUAGAUACACUAAUUUCUGUGAAACCAACUUAAUUUCAGCAUUGUUUCAACUGAAUUUCAGCAUUUUUUUACCUAUAAUGCAAACGUUAUAGUAAUAUCUACCCUAGACGAGGGUGGAAAAUGAAUUUUGGUAAAACGAGUGUAUUUCUUCGCUGUGUAAUUACGAUAUUAAAGGUCAUUAAGUGAUUAUAUUGGUUGAUGUCAAAUUUUUGAUUUAUACUAGCCUAGUACGUUUUGUA
Molecule: messenger RNA, 1214 nt
Organism: Bolinopsis microptera
Lineage: Eukaryota; Metazoa; Ctenophora; Tentaculata; Lobata; Bolinopsidae
Exons: 6
Coding region: 34-816 (260 amino acids)
Source: RefSeq, a predicted model, not a curated record